Messenger RNA from Anopheles cruzii, 2428 nucleotides. RefSeq names its product dihydrolipoyllysine-residue succinyltransferase component of 2-oxoglutarate dehydrogenase complex, mitochondrial. Gene Ontology annotation, biological process: tricarboxylic acid cycle. The coding region runs from base 204 to 1682 and encodes 492 amino acids. The record is from RefSeq and is a predicted model, not a curated record. Gene Ontology annotation, molecular function: dihydrolipoyllysine-residue succinyltransferase activity. The transcript is spliced from 6 exons. Gene Ontology annotation, cellular component: oxoglutarate dehydrogenase complex. Lineage: Eukaryota; Metazoa; Arthropoda; Insecta; Diptera; Culicidae.
UCGAAAUCUGUCCGGCACUCGUUCGGGGUUUUAUACGUGGAGAGUGAUCGUGGUACGCGAAAGGAGUCUUCCUUGGAGCGUGCGACUCCUUUUCCACAAGGACACUCGUCUACCGGAAAGCCAAUAGCCCCGCACAGUGGCCACUGUCUACUCCAUCUGCUAGCAAGCUUUGUGUGCACGAAAACAGUGCGUUUCGGCAUACGAUGGCCGGGCUUCUUUCGAUAUCAUCGCGGAAUCUUCCCCGAGCGGCUGUCCGCUUCAGCCUACGCACGUUGGAAGGACAAUCUUUUACCCAGGAGGUUGCCGCCGUCGGUUCCAGAUCCUACCACCAGGGGCGCCAGCUUAGCAUUGCUCGGUCAGCGGUUGACGACCGCGGUCGCCUUGGUGCCAACAACGCGGUAUCGGCGGCUCAAAACUCAAUCAGAGAAUGGCGCCAGAGUGAGCGUACCAUCUUUACUUCCGCACGUAUGCUGGAGAUCGUGAAGGUGCCACCGUUUGCCGACUCCGUGUCCGAAGGUGAUGUGAAGUUCGAGAAGAAAGUAGGCGAUGCCGUCGCUGCCGACGAAGUGGUCAUGGAGAUCGAAACCGAUAAGACGACCGUCGGAGUUCCCUCACCGGCUCACGGUAUUAUCGAGGAGAUUUUCGUGGCUGACGGUGACACGGUCAAGGCCGGGCAGCAAUUGUUUAAGCUGAAAAUCACCGGCGAAGCACCGAAGGCAGCUGCCAAACCGGCAGAAGCACCGGCUGCUGCUGCUCCGCCUCCGCCGCCUCCUCCACCACCCCCGCCGGUAGCAGCGGCCGCGGUUCCGAGGCCACCACCACCCCCACCGCCGAAACAUGCGGGUGGUCCGCCACCACCACCACCGAAACCGGCUGCACCGAUUAGCCGGAUGCCGGUGGCAGCCAUCCGGCAUGCGCAGGCCAUCGAGGCGGCUACGGUGAAGGUGCCACCGGCCGAUUACAGCAAAGAAAUCACCGGAACGCGCACGGAACAGCGGGUCAAGAUGACCCGUAUGCGGCUGAAGAUUGCCUCCCGGUUGAAGGAGGCGCAAAACACGAACGCCAUGCUGACAACGUUCAACGAAGUCGACAUGAGCUUUAUUAUGGAGUUCCGCAAGCAACAUUUGGAUGCAUUCGUGAAGAAGUAUGGCAUGAAGCUCGGCUUCAUGUCGGCCUUCUCUAAAGCUGCCGCAUUCGCACUGCAAGACCAACCCGUUGUUAAUGCUGUUAUUGAAGAGAAUGAAAUUGUCUACCGCGAUUAUGUUGACAUUUCGGUAGCCGUGGCUUCCCCCAAAGGAUUGGUCGUGCCGGUUCUGCGAAAUGUGGAGGGUAUGAACUUUGCCGACAUCGAAAUAGCUAUCGCCGGAUUGGCGGACAAAGCGAAGAAGGGAACACUGGCAGUGGAGGACAUGGAUGGUGGUACCUUUACCAUCUCGAACGGAGGCGUGUUCGGAUCGUUGCUUGGUACGCCAAUUAUCAACCCACCGCAGAGUGCUAUCUUGGGAAUGCAUGGCAUCUUCGAUCGCCCAAUCGCUGUUAAAGGACAGGUGGUAGUUCGACCAAUGAUGUAUAUCGCCCUUACCUACGAUCAUCGACUGAUCGAUGGACGUGAGGCUGUGACUUUCCUCCGCAAGGUCAAGGCUGCCGUAGAAGAUCCACGUAUUAUUUUGGCUGGUCUGUAAGAACACACACACACCAAUCAAUGCGUGCGUUCACAACGGGACGGGUCUCCUAAAAAACAGCCAACGUAUGAUCGGCGAGAUAGUAUGAUCACUUACUGCAUAACGGUUUAGAUUGGACGAUGCGAGAACAAACACAAGAGACACAAGUUGCUUACGCAUCACAUCACAGGCACUACCAAUAUUUCACGGCUAAAUCUGUUUCUUCACAUCUUCUAUGCGAAUCUUAUUUCAUACCGCUAUCACCACUUUGAGCCUCUUAGAGGACGCUACGACGUAGAUCUUUGGCAUUGCACCCAGUUAUCAUCAAGUGUGGCAUCAGUAUUUGUGGGAACUCAAAAGAAUCGUCAUCCGACGUUAUGACGAACCGUAGUUGUUUCUCUGCAAAACAUCCAUGUUGCCUUCUGUUUCGAUUUUUUUCCUCGCGUUCGUGUACCACGCGUUACGCAAGGAAGACGAAGUGCCAUGGCCAGAACAUGCGAUGCUAUCGUUGCUUCCGCGGUACUUAUAAUGUUAGUGGACAUUACAGUAUCUAUAACCACCCGAGAAAUCUGUAUGGUGCUAAAUUAGUGUUGUAUCGUAAGCUCCUACAUCGUGCCGGAGGACAAGCGUUUGUGAUCGAAUAUGAAUGCUUAAUAACAUCUUACUAUGAUCACUUAUCCGACCGCAGAAAGUGAUGCCAAUAUGCGUCGUUAGGUAGAGAAGUAUUUAUUUGAAGAAAAAAAAAACGAAAAAUAAAUCAUGAAUUA